AUGGGUCGCAUGCACGCUCCCGGAAAGGGCAUUUCGUCCUCCGCACUACCAUACCGCAGGGCACCCCCCUCAUGGCUCAAAACCACCCCCGAAGACGUCGUCGACCACAUCGUCAAGCUCGCCCGUAAAGGCCUGACUCCAUCCCAAAUCGGCGUCACCCUUCGAGACUCGCAUGGGAUCCCCCAAGUUCGUUUCGUUACGGGAAACAAGAUCUUGCGUAUCCUUAAAUCUCAAGGACUUGGCCCAUCCAUCCCUGAGGACCUCUGGCACCUCAUCAAAAAGGCGGUUGCCGUCCGCAAGCACCUCGAAGUCAACAGGAAGGACAAGGACUCCAAGUUCCGUCUUAUCCUUAUCGAGUCCAGGAUCCAUAGGCUCGCGAGGUAUUAUAAGACCAAGCAGCAGAUUGCGCCGACGUUCAAGUAUGAUGCUGCUACUGCUUCGACGCUUAUUGCGUAGAGGGGAGGAGGGGAACAGGGAGGAUAUGAUUAUGCAACCAUGGCUUGUCGUGUCAAAAAAUAUAUUCUUUUUAUGCGUUGCUC
Messenger RNA from Laccaria bicolor S238N-H82, 539 nucleotides. RefSeq names its product 40S ribosomal protein S13. Gene Ontology annotation, biological process: translation. The transcript has 3 exons. NCBI's taxonomy places the organism in Eukaryota, Fungi, Basidiomycota, Agaricomycetes, Agaricales, Hydnangiaceae. The record is from RefSeq and is a predicted model, not a curated record. Bases 1 to 456 code for a protein of 151 amino acids. Gene Ontology annotation, cellular component: ribosome; cytosolic small ribosomal subunit; nucleolus. Gene Ontology annotation, molecular function: small ribosomal subunit rRNA binding; structural constituent of ribosome.